AUGGCUGGUUACGCUUCUCGGUCACCCACAAGGCGUGAGAAGAGUUUUGAAGCAAGCCCCAGUGGCUCAUAUAGAGACGAACAACGGGUAUCUGCGCGCAGAAGGUCAGACGACCGUAAAGAACGUCGGCGGAGUAGGAGCAGAGAACGAGAUGGUCCCUCGAGCCGCAGAAGAGUCUACGAUGACGUUAGGGAUAGAGAUGAUGAUUACGUGCGGAAGAGGAGCCGCAGCCCCGGCAAAGACAGAGAUGAGAGGAAACGCGACAAGUCGGAAGAACGCAGAGUUAAAAAGGCUGAAAAAAAGAGAAUAAUGGAGGAAGAGGAGGCCAGACAAGUUGCUGAGCUGAGCAUUUACAGUGCGACCGACAAUCCAUUCCACGACGUUAAUCUUGGUCAGCAGUUCCGCUGGCACAAGAAAAACGAGAAGGAAAAGAAACUUGCUCGGCGGAGGGAUGCGAUUCGACGACAAGAAGCCGAAGAAGAACUAGAGCGAGAGAAGCGGAAGCAACGCCUCCGUGAAGAGGAGGAGGCAAGGAUGCAACGGCUGACAGGAAUCUAUGGUCAAUUCCAACUUGAGCAGGAGCGUGACCGUGCAGCGAUUCGCAUCAGGGAGAAGAGGGCGAAAGCUAUCGAUUUCUUGGCUUUGAACCUACGCUAUGUACACCCGAUAGAAGGUGAGGAGGAUGAUACCGGGCUCGAGAUCGACCUCGACGAGCCAUACAAUAUCCUUGAUAAUCUGAAUCCAGCUCAAGUGGAAGAGCUCCAUGAUGAUAUCGAGCGAUACCUUAGCCUUGAAGAAUCCGAAGUAAACAUUGAUUUUUGGACAAACAUGAUGGUGGUAUGUAAGGAUCGCCUAGACAGGAUAAAAGGCAUUACCACCGCGGCAGCUGCUACCGUCGAAUCGGAUGUAACCGCACUUUUGGCCGGAAAGAGCUAUGAACAUCUUGCAACACUGCAGAAGCAAAUCCAAGCUAAGCUCUCCGGUGGAGAGCCAGUAGAUACAGACUAUUGGGAAGCACUUCUGAAGAAACUAAUAGUGUGGAAAGCCAAGGCGAAGUUAAAAGGCCUCCAUGAGGUUGUUGUCCGCAACCGUCUAGAACAGUUACGGAAACGCCAACGAGAUGAAGCGCUACAAGCCCAGGAGGAAUUGCUUGCAGGGGUUGCACGGUCCGCUGCACAGCAUGUGAAAAGCGGGCGCCCGGUCGCGGCCGUCGCCGGGACAGGGGAGCCAGAUGUGCCGCUUGAGAGCGUGGAACCUUAUGACCGUUCUAUGAGUCCACCAUUAGUCGAUGCUCAGAAAUUGAGUGUCGAAGAGCGAGCAUUUGAGAUCGUGCCUCAAAAGGAUCAACUGCGGUCACUGCUCGAACAACGGCGUGCAGUGGCAGCGUCUCGAUAUGUUCCUAAAGCGGUUCAACCAGUUGUCACGACUGAUGCGCCAGAAGUCACAGCUAGUACCGAUGUCGCCGACGCUCUUUAUAAGGCAGAGGCAGAAAGGGAAUUGGACGAAGAAGAAGAGCUCUUUAACAUGGAAGAAAACAUAGCUCAACCAGCAUCCUACAGUUGGGAAGACAAAUGGCGGCCUCGCAAACCUCGUUACUUUAAUCGCGUGCAUACUGGAUAUGAAUGGAACAAGUACAACCAGACGCAUUACGAUUUGGAUAAUCCACCGCCCAAGGUGGUGCAAGGCUACAAGUUCAAUAUAUUUUAUCCAGAUCUCAUCGACAAGUCAAAGGCACCAACUUAUAAAAUUGUCAAGGAACCUGGCAAUGAGGAUACUGUCCUAUUACAUUUCAGUGCUGGGCCACCAUAUGAAGAUAUUGCGUUCCGUAUUGUAAACCGAGAAUGGGAAUUUUCGCACAAGCGGGGCUUCCGAAGCAGCUUCGACAGGGGUUGUCUAUCACUUUGGUUCAAUUUCCGCCGUAAUGUAUGGUCUUCCCCAAUUUCCUAA
Molecule: messenger RNA, 1947 nt
Organism: Pisolithus orientalis
Lineage: Eukaryota; Fungi; Basidiomycota; Agaricomycetes; Boletales; Pisolithaceae
Product: cactus-binding C-terminus of cactin protein-domain-containing protein
Exons: 11
Coding region: 1-1947 (648 amino acids)
Biological process (GO): mRNA cis splicing, via spliceosome
Cellular component (GO): spliceosomal complex; cytoplasm
Molecular function (GO): protein binding
Source: RefSeq, a predicted model, not a curated record